Molecule: messenger RNA, 1105 nt
Organism: Brassica napus (rape)
Lineage: Eukaryota; Viridiplantae; Streptophyta; Magnoliopsida; Brassicales; Brassicaceae
Product: ninja-family protein 6-like
Exons: 2
Coding region: 78-917 (279 amino acids)
Biological process (GO): signal transduction; negative regulation of DNA-templated transcription
Cellular component (GO): nucleus
Source: RefSeq, a predicted model, not a curated record
AUGAAAGCUUCAAAAACCUUUAAAAACAACUAUAACAUCUUUCUUCUCAACGUUACACGGUUAUUGAAUCUUCAUCAAUGGCAACAAAGCUUGGAAAAGACGAGGAUGCUGCGGUCGAGCUUGAGCUAUGUCUUUCUCUUGGAGGCCCCUUCAAGAAAGCUCAACCGUUAGAGUUCUGUACGGAAAGAAAACCUAAUAACGCCGUCAGAUGUGUGGAGGAUAUUGACGUUGAUCUUAACGACGGAGCGGUGAGGCAUGAGAACAAUGAGACGAGGACAAAGGAAACAAGGAAGGAACGGGAAGGGAAGCAGCAGCAGAGAAGCGGAGGAGAAGGAGAGUACAAGAGGAUCAGAACAGAAUGUAAAGAAGUCACUAACGGCGUGGAUCAGUUUGAUUUGAGCUUCAGUGGAUUGGGCAACGGGUACAGGUGGGGUCAAUAUAAGGAAAACAGUAAAGCUGCGACCAUCGGGUCACCCAUUUGCAGCUCGUCCGACGUAUCUGAUCCAAGUGGAAGUUGUGAACUUGGGAUAAAUUCUGACCAAACCAAACCGGUUAAAUCUCCGGUUAACAACAUUACAACCCAUACAAAUGAAGGUCAAGAAGAUGCAGUGGUAGUGGAGACCCAAGAAUGGUCCAGCUCUGUAGCCAAAGAGACAGGGAAGCCUCCAAAGCCGCGUCCCAAGGGUAAUGGCAGUAUGCUUCCGUUUGCUCAGAUGCCAUGCGUGACCAGCACCGGUAACGGACCACAGGGCAAAACUGUUAAUGGGUUUCUGCAUCGGUACACAAAAUCAGAGAUCAGUAUAAUAUGUGUCUGCCAUGGAACGUCAUUCUCGCCGGCUGAGUUCAUCAUUCACGCCGGUGGAACCAAUGUGUCGCAUCCGUUAAGGCAUAUAACUGUUGUUCCGUCAAAGUUUUAACUAGCUUUCUUUCGUGGGGUACCUUGUGUUUUGUUUUUUUUUUGUAUAUAUUUAGCUGAUGAUCUUUUCUUGAGUUCAAAGGGACUCUUUAUUGGUGAAUAUUGUAGUUCUUGUUUUUCCAUUUCUGGUAUGAUUUACUUUACUAAUUUAGUGCAUUUUUUUGGUUAUGGAGAAAAGCUUAUUUGAAA